Messenger RNA from [Torrubiella] hemipterigena, 4092 nucleotides. The record is from the annotation of a GenBank genome assembly. NCBI's taxonomy places the organism in Eukaryota, Fungi, Ascomycota, Sordariomycetes, Hypocreales, Clavicipitaceae.
CUUGCUGGUCCUCUGCUCUUCCUCCUCUUUACCCGCAGUCAUUUAUUCUCUCUGCUUCGCAUUCUGGCGAUACUUUCUUCAGUGCCUUGAUAGAGUCCAUCUUGCACUAGUUGUCUAUAUUCCGUUUAGCACUGGCUAGUGUACCAGCGAGAUACACCCUCCCCUUUUCGAUCCGACGCCGUCCCACCCUACGAUUUGGCCGCGACAUUCCAUUCUCUACGCUGGAAAUAGCCCGAAUAUCCGGUUUAUAGCUCGACUAUUUACACGCUUUGUUACCUUGACAUACGGAACACGAAUCGACCCUCAUUAUUCUUUUCCACUUUAUUACACCUAUUUGGUUCUCUCCAGGUCUCGCCAUUCUUUCGCACGCUGUGUUCGAGGCUCUUGUCUGUUUCGAUAACGGCCGUGAGAAACGUAAACAAUACACAGUUAGACUGUUCUUUCUGGUAUUACGCGGCCUUUUGUUGUUUCGAAUCGCAACGGCCUGGUUUUCUCUAAACGCCUGAAACCAACCACAAGUGCGCGAAGUGUAUUCCUCUUCUAGGUACCUCUAUAUACUCUUUUCAGCCACGGAGCAUAUAGAACCCAUUUGGGAUCUCAUAACAAGAAUCACGAUACCAACGGAGACUACCCGGUCGCCAUGCACAUCUAGAUUCUUAACCUCUACUAGGAAUCUUGCAGUAACCUCAAACAUAUAGCGACGAUGUCGGCUAAGCCGCCAGCUUCGUUGGACAAAGCUUGCUCCGCGAUUUUCGGCCAGGAUAAUGCAGCAGUACUAUAUUCAUAUUCUCACGACACCUUCCUAUCUCUGCCUCUUAAAGAAGGCGGCAACUGGCAAACUAUAGACGAUGCUGGGCGAGUAAAAGUCAAUGGCGGUGUUUGUGUCGGCACUGAAGAUAGUUUCUGGGUCAUUGGCGGCAACGCCCCCGACAGACCAGACUAUCCUGGCCUCCAGAAAUACGAUUACAACUCAAAGAAAUGGUCUAUUAUCACAGUCGACAAGACACCAUUCAAGAACUGGACAGGCCACGGGGCUGCCUAUGUAAGGGACGGCACCAAGUCAAUCGUUUUGUAUGGUGGUGGUGUAGAUGGCAAGGCGUCCACCUCCACAUGGAUAUUUUCAACGCAAGGUCACACUGCGAGGGCUUUUGGUACUGAGAACAAGGCGAUACCACCAGCAAAGUAUCCUGUAAUCGGAUCGUGGGGCCCAGCUGAUGUUGCCAUGAUUGCUACCAAUGGUGCGGUGUAUGCCAUUAACCCUACCACAGCCGAACAAUCACCUACCAACGCCUGGAGAGAUCUCGGUAUCAAAAUGGCCGCUCCUGUUAUUGCAGAAUCACCAAUGCGUGCCGCUAUCGUUGCAGGAGACGACAACUCUAGAAGUUUGCUUCAAUUUGACUUGAGCCAAUCUCCCAACAAGUUUAGCCGCGUUGUUCUACAAGACGCAACUGGAAAACCUGUUCGCUUGGCGACAGAAGUACCGGUCCCCUCGGCCACCAAAGCCCCUACCAAGCGUGGGCUUACGCUCGCGACUUGGCCUACAUACGAUGGCGUCGCUCCGGAUGCCGCCCGCAGUAAUCCUGCUAUGGCACAGAGUUUGGAUGGUAGCAUGAUUGUCUUUUCUGGCGGCAAUAGUGAGAAGCCCAUCGCCAUGUUCAACGCUGCUGAUGGAGGUUGGGUGAACACGACAUCAUUCUUCUCUGAUGGUCGACAGAAAAUUCUCGACACAACCUCAACCGCCUCUCUCCCUCUGAGCACCUCGACAUCACUCUCCUCCACCACAUUUUCGACUGCUGUUAGCAGCACAACGGCUCCCUCAAUACCGACGGGGAAUGCUACAAGCGAGCAACCAGAGAUAUCUGGCCUGAGCUCCAAUGCAAUCUUGGGUAUUACUCUUGGUACCAUUGCUGGCUUCUUGGUACUCUUGGGCCUACUUUUGCUUUUGCUACGCCGUUAUAAGCAGCGUCGCCUUCGAGUCGCAGAUGACACGAUCAAUCCUGAGGAGAAAGAUACUGUCGCUUUUGCUAAGCAUAUGCAACCAUCAGCGUCACCUGCCCAUUACCGUGGGCACAAUCCACAGCUCUCCGCCGAGUCUUAUUCGUCUGUUGCCAUCAUGAUGGGACGUAUGGGGCCGAGUAAGCCUGGCAAUUCCAAGAAGCGAGAUUCGUUUCGAAGCUCUAUUAGCUCACUGCACAAACAAUUUAAGAGUACUAUUAGCAAACCAAUCCCUCAGGCUACAACCAACCCGAUGUUUGAUGGCGCGGAUGAUAAGGGCGUUGCCUUUGCCCCCUCGGUAGUAGAACCAAAGCCCCGAAAUCUCGUCCGCAAUGGCCCUGUAGGGAGCUCAGAUGGUACACGCCGCAGUUCUGGCUGGAAUAAGUACUGGUCCGGCGGAAGCGCGCUCCAAAUACUUGGUUAUGGAAACAAACGAACCACAGCAACAUCGGAGCAGAGCUCUCGCUAUUCAGAAGCGCUGAGUAACACCAACAGCCAGGUACCAACGCAGCGGGCAACUCAGGACUCUGCCACAGUGCCACCUCUCAGCUUUGACGAGCGUCCAGGCAUGAAUCGUGUUGUUUCUGGCAGCCCGAUUGUUUCGCAGUUCCACGGAAAAGUGCCCUUUGCCGAAGGCAUGUCAGGAACGAUUGAGCGCCCUAUCUCCCCCGUGUCCACUGCGUCUGGCUACUCUAGCGGUAUUCCUGAGAGUGUAAAUGAAGUUUGGAACCCUACAGACUCGGCCAAGCCUUGGGGUGCGAAUCGUGCACCAAGCAGCUCCUACACACACAGUGGACAAUUCGGCACUGCGCUAGCACCUGCAAACGGUGAUGCCAGUGCUGUCAACUCUAAUGCAACAAAAGUCACUAAGCAGGUUCCACUUGCGAUGGCCGGGGCUUCCUCUGAUAUGAGCUGGUUGAACCUGGGCGAUCAGUCUCGUACGUAAUGGGAUAGCUGAUGCCCAUGCUUUCGGCUAUGCACUCUUCACAGUCAUGGCUGUAUUGAUGUAUAUAUCACAGCUCUUCACAACAUCUUGCACAACCAUCAACCAUGUAACAUGACAUAACCCCCAACUGCCAUUUGGACAUACUCUGGUCUCAAUCUUUCUAUCUUGCUCGCUAUUAUUACAACCACAUCCUUCAGUCGCUUAACGUCUCAUAUAUCCUGCUUCAGUACAUUUUAGACACCCAAUUUUCUUGUUGCCCAUGUUUCUUUUCCUCGGGGCGCUGGGUGGCCCGCCUGCGUUUUGUGCAACCUGGUUGCUCUUUGCGUUGUCUACUCAGACCUUUUUUUUGUCUUUCGAUUUCCUCGGUUCUGGUAUUAAUGCGAAUGUUCACAUGGAGUUCACUCGGUGCGUGGUGUGGCUUUGGCAGACAAUUAUUUUUGAAAAUGUACAUAGUUUGGCCGAGGACACUCUCAUACUUCUUGGUAACAAACACGAUAUGCAGCAAAAUACACCCAUUUAUAGUUUGCAGACAGCGUUUCUAGUAAGGCUCCUAGCUUGUGCUUUAACACAGGCUUGCGCCAAACGGUUUUUAGUUCACUCUGUUCUGACAGUGUUGUGCAGUAGAGGGCCGCGACUGUUCCAACACUGAGCGUCGAGUCAUGCAGCUCUCUGCAUGUCAUCAAUUGUCCCCUGCUCAAGUUCGGUGAACUGCUUUUUACUGCAUCACUCGCGCGGCGCUUCUCGACUUGUUCUACGACCCGACUCGCCUGCACCAACGAAGAAAAGGCAAUAAAAGUUGGCCGACGACAGGGGUAGAGCUGCGAAAAGCCCAAUGAGACCUAUAGUAGACAGAGUGGACCGGCGAAUGUUUGUGUUUUGGCUACUCUGUAGUUGCCCGAUAACAGAAGCGUUGCGCGAGAAGAGACUUGUCACUGGAAGCUUGUCGUAAGCGGCUGGCAGAUGACGGAGCCACAGUUCGGCUAAGCUGCGCACGCGGAUCAGCGUGAUAGACAGGCUUGAAGAUUAUCAGCUGAGCCGAUGCAGCUUGGACGGCGCGCUGUUAUGAGCGUCUCAUUGGGAAGCCCUCUCGGGGGAGACAGCGGCUAAUGUGGUUAGCUGCUGGUCUUUGAACAAAUGGUCCACGAGUCCCG